UCGGUCAACUCCGUCAUUUAGUGGUGUUCGAAACGUCGAUGUGUGUGGAAGUGAAGUUUAACUUGUCUAACAUACUUAUCUCUAUAAAAUAACAAUAACCUAAUAACUAAAGUACAAUCUCUUAUUUCAACGUGCUUGAAUAGACAUUUUACGUGACAUUAGUUGUUCAAAUAGAAACAAAAAUGUGUGAUAAUAACAAUCCUUCGACCCAAAGUAUAGCGGACUACUUAGCUCAGUUGCUCAAAGACAGGAAGCAACUGGCCGCGUUCCCGAAUGUUUUCAUGCACAUGGAACGACUUCUGGAUGAAGAAAUAGCAAAAGUACGAGCGAGUCUAUUCCAAAUAAAUGGCGUUAAGAAGGAACCACUUAUUCUACCAGAAGCAGAAGGCAUGGUCACAACACUCACAGAAAAAGUAUACGUGCCGGUCAAAGAACAUCCAGAUUUCAACUUCGUGGGAAGGAUUCUGGGGCCCAGAGGUAUGACAGCUAAGCAGCUAGAACAGGAGACAGGCUGCAAAAUCAUGGUCAGAGGCAAGGGAUCCAUGAGAGACAAGAAGAAGGUGAGCAUUACUGAGGACGCGAACAGGGGUAAGCCCAACUGGGAGCACCUGGCGGACGACCUGCACGUGCUGCUGACGGUAGAGGAUACCGAGAACAGGGCCAAGCUGAAGCUCGCCAGGGCCGUCGAUGAGGUUAAGCGUCUACUUAUUCCCCAAGCGGAUGGCGAAGACGAAUUAAAGAAACGUCAAUUAAUGGAAUUGGCCAUCAUCAACGGCACCUACCGCGACUCCAGCGCGAAAGCCGUUGUGCCUGUCAACGGUCAGUGCCUCAUAAGUGACUUCACAGCGGACGAGGAAUGGCGUCGCGUUGCGGCCGCCGCGGCCGAGACGCAACGACUGUUGGCGCCAGGCGGUGGCGUGGGCGGCGUGGCCCUGCGCACGCAGGCCCCGCUCGGGGCCCCCCUGAUUCUGUCCCCGAGGAUGUCCGCGGGCCACGGCGGCCAGGCCGGCCUGCUCAACGGCACCGGCGCAGGCGCCGCGGCCGGCCUGCUGUCCCCGGGCGAACCGUCGCACCAGCUCAUCUACGCGUCCCCCUACGCCGACUAUGCUAACUACGCGGCCCUCACCGCCGCCGCCGCCAACCCGUUACUCACUGCGGAGUACGCCACUACUGACCAUACGGCGUCGAGAUACCUACUUGCUGGCUUUUGACAUUGGCCGCAAACGCAUCAUCAGUCCGCCAUAAGAUACGACCGCCACCACGCGACGUAUCGACCUCCGCAACAUUAUUGACGUCCUUUGUAAACACCACUUGCCCCAGGACGCACUCUUACAGUCAUUUAAAAGCCAUGAUCAAUCUAGGUUAAGCUAUAUCUGUUAAGCAAAACACUACACCACAAUCAUUUUGUACCUACGAUGAUGUUAUAACUAUGUCAAGUUUUGAAAGCUUUGUUUCUUCGACGGCUGUUUGUACCAGGUUUACAAAAGGUAUUUUUCGUAUUUGAAAAAGCAGAGAUAUAUUUAUUUAUAUACAUUAUAAAGGUUUUUUAAAUACCUAUUUACAAAUUAAUAUAUUUCAAUUAUUUAUUACUUAAUAUUUACGUUUUUUACAUACUCGUCUUGUUAGGAUAGGUGGAUGGCAGAUGACGUAACUGUUUUAAAAAUAGACAAUACUUAAUUUUACUGAUAAGUUGAACUGCCAACAAAAAUCUUAUUAGUUACCGAUGUAUUUUAACAAAGAAGUAGAGUUUUUAUAUUUAUUUGUUUAUUUCGUUAUAUUUUUUUUAUAAUGAUAGUCAUAAUAAAACCCGUCAUUUUAUCAUCUUGUGAUAACCCUUGCUUGUAACACCACUAAUUAUAUUAACAUACUGUAAUGUUAAUAGGUAUCCAAUUUUCUUUGAGUUUUUAGACUUUUACUAAUACGUGUUUAAACUGUCACGACUUUAGCCACACUCUAGUGCCAUCAUGCAUGCUGUUUUGUCGUGUCUACACUCCGCUCGAGCCAUACUCACCACUUAUCUCUGGAACUCAGAAUAAGUUACAAAUAAGCAUCAGCUAAUUACAAGCAAAAGGGACCAAAAUAUGUUAUUUGAUUUUAUUUACAAAACAAUAUUUUAAUUUUAACUUUAUAACACACUUACUAAUUUAAUACUACGAACAUAUACAUUUCGAUCAAAAAUGAACAACACUCUAGGCGGUUCUAAAUGUUAUAAAUGAUGUCGUAAUUUAUUAUUUUAUUAGCCAUACUUAUAUUUAUAAACAUACCAUAGGUUAAGUAUUAUUAUCUUUUAAAGAUUUAGAUAGGAUAGAAAAGAGUGAGCUUUAUGAAAAUAUCAUACCCGUAUUUUGUGUAGUUUUACAUGUAAUACAGUUGAUUGUAGAGUCAAUUUAUUUUAUUUAAAAUGAAAUUGCGAAGCCAGCCAUUACCUGUACCUUGACCGGGAAACGUUUACCCGAGAUGUUAUUAUUUUAUUUCCAAAGCACUAAAAAUAAUAGGUAAUAUGUAGGCGUAGGCAUAAUAUUAUAAAUAAAUUAGGGUUACUGCCAAACAAAAGCUUCGAUAAAAAUAGUAUUAUGUAGUUGACAAUGACGAGUAUUUGGCAGUGAUAGAUAGCUAUCAGAAAAGUUUAGCAUAUAAAUAUUUGAAUAUAGAAUAAUGAGAUUUUCUUUUCAGCAUUUAAAAUACGCAGAGCUUGAACCACUGAAAUUAAAUCGACUAUUAUCUAAUUAUCGCCAAAAAUUGCCUUAAAUAUCUAAUCAUGUUAAUUUUGUGAUAAAAAAUGGAUCUUGGCGAUUCUGUUUAAGUACCUACCUGAUACAAAUGAAUGUACCUACUAUAUAGUUUUCAUAAUAAAUGAUCACGUUUUCAAGCUCUGAUGUAAUGGUGACACAGAUGAUUUAUAUGAAUAUGCCGCUAGGUGUCGUGCGACGGGCGGGUCGGCUCGCGCAAGUGAGGGAGCACCCUUACCAACGCACAGCCUUACCGGCGCCUUAAUUCCCGCCAAAACGCUCUCACGCCGCCAUUUUGUUCACAAGGUGAGAAGCGCACCCACGCAUGCUGUGUACGACGAGUAUGCUUGCUUGUUACAAAUUGUGUUGAUAGUAGAUUUUAACUAUUGCUGUACUGUGGGUAUUGCCUACAUGCCCAUAGUAAAUUUUACGACUACGACUAUUUAGGUAGCUCUAGAUGGAAGGUCUUUUUUCUUUCUCUGAGUAAAACUUUGACAAGCAAUCAUAUUCUCAGUAAUGAAUGCGUGAGUGUAUUUUGUUGUCUCUCUGUGUCUCUUAUAAUAUUUGUUGUGUACUUAUUAGGUACGUUUUUAUUAUUAGUUCGAUAAGGCCUUUUAUCCGUAACUUCACAUCGGGUUGAAGAGUCCCUGCAUAAUUUGGAAACUGUGAUUUUUAUAUUUCUUUUUAUAGAUUUUUAGAUCUGUUACAUGUUGUGUUGUACGACAUUAUUAUGAGUUAUGAGUAUGCACAAGGCAUUAUAAUAAUGUAUUUUCUUUUUUAUUUUAAUGUAUGUUGUAAACAGCAGUAUUACCAAAUUUAUUAUACUCUUGUUGUUGUUUAUGAAUGCUGUUGUUGCAACAGACUAGGUACCACAACAUGUGCUUCUGAAGAGUCAUGUAUCUUUACAUUUCAUAUAGAUAAAUAAAGGAAAGGAGGAUUUAAUUUUGUACUCAUUCAAAUGAAUAAUAUUAUACUAGCCUUUUUGAAAUCUGAGUAGGUUGCUAAAUGUAGGUCACGAGGUGCUACUCCGGGUUGUGAAAUCCUUCUUUUCUGAAUUUCGCCCAGUAUUAGUCAAAGGAAAGGGUAUUUUCAGAAUCGUGCCAUCAGUCCAGUAUUAACAAAACGCCCCUCCUUUGACUUGACAGAUUCUUAAUCAUCACAACUUUCUUAGUCAAUUUAAGAUUUUUAUAUGAAAUUUUUAAACUAGUUGUUUCUAUUUUGCCUAGGUAUUUUAGGAUAUAUUUUAUUUAGGUACUUUCUUAUUAGAAAGUGUUUAUUAUUGCACUUGUGUCCUUGUGGAUUAUGAGGCAUACAAAUGCCGUUAAUACGUAUUUUAAAGCUUCUUUUUUAAUAAAAUGAAUUUUUGAUCAGCAUAUUUUUUUGUAUUGAAGUGUAAUGUUUCUUUGUAAAAUAAUUGUUCCAGUUGUUGAUUGUAAUUAAAUGCAUUUUCAGAACGAAUACAUGCAAUAAAUUGUCUGAAAUUUAAAAUAAGCGUUUUCUUUAUAUUAGUUUAUAUAGAUCCGCGGUAAAAUUGUCUUAACGUGCUUUUGAUGAUAAGUCAAUAAAGUUGAUGACGUGCAAUCAUUUUGGACAGUUGUAGCCUCACACGACUAACAUGCAACUCCACAAGGCCAAGUUCCCGUUUGUGAAAUAAUAAUAAAGUGCACUUUCAUAACUGCUACCGCCACUACUUGCAGAUUAUUUGUAACUACAUAUGUAUUUAUAUUAUAUGAGUAACUAACAUGCAAAUAUGUAACGAGAUUGAUAUGUUAUCGUAAAUUAUUAACAUUAUGAGAAUGCUACAUACAAUAUAUUGAGAUGUUACAGUGAUGUUAUAAAUAACUACAUACUUGCAGUUGGGUGCUAUGGUUAUAUAAUACCUAAGUGGUAUAUAAAAUUUAUUACUUAUGCUUGUUUGUUGGAGUAAUGUUUGAUGCAGCGAUUGAAUUAAUUUCAUACUUCGGUUUCAAACAUUACUCUGUUGGGAACUAUUGGGCAUUUUAAUCCUAUAUUGUAGAAUUUACUCGUAUCAUUAUCAUACUAAAUUAAUUUAACAUUUCAACCAUUAACUGCGUAAACUAAUAGUACCUAUCCGAUGUGUAAUAUAAUUUUAUUAACUGGGCAAUAAUCGGAACUUAAUGUCGCGGCGCGAAUGCCUGAUAGACUCCCCUUGACAUUUUUAUCAGAUUACGUACAAUUUUAUUUAAAAAAAUCCGUACCUACACAAGUCAUUAUCAAUCCGAGUUAACGGUUUACCGCUUUUGUUGCAUCUCUGCAUGUCGAGGCGAUCCCUUUGAGCUUGUAAUACCAUGGAAUUAUAAAGAUAAUGUAUCGAAUCGAGUUCACCUAACAUCGCCCCAUUCGGUUUGCGCAGUGCAACGUCAGCGUCCGUUGGACCCGGGAUUGGGGCUACUCUUGUAGUCGAACCAUGACAUUUCGAUCGAUACUAACAUUCUGUUUUUCUCUCUUCUCGUUAACCCGGCUAGGAGAGUGCUAACGGCGCAGAGGGACUAACCGGAGCCGCGGCCGGUGCUGCCGCCCUCGCCGCGUAACAUUAUCAUCGGAACAUCGACCACCAUGUAGCUAUAACUGUUGGGCCUUUCACGUUAACAUAUACUAUGUAUUAUAAUAGUCUAACUAUUAACAUUUAUCUGCCUGUUAUGUUUAUAACAUGAUGAACUUUAUUAACAUUUUUAAAAUGGCACACGCCCUCGACUAUAUUUACUAUUUCUGUAACUUAAUUGUAUUUUUGUUGUCGCUUGAAUGUAUUGUUGUUUAAGCACGAUUUGUUUUAGGCUGCCCCGUACUUGCGGUGCUAAAUUUGUUGACUGUCAAACCGAAGACGCCUCAGGUAUUGUGUCACUAAAUGACUUAUUUCUAUGCAUUUUACUAUACACUUACUUUUCGAAGACUGUCGCGUAUUUUGUAUUUUGUUUGAAACUAAUUUAGCACCGUACAUUUUACUAUUGAAAUAAAACUGACUCAGAAUUACAAGGUACUUGUAUCUUGCAAUUAAGUAAUCUGAGUGAACCUAAUUACUUAGGUACAAUACCAUUAUUGUUCUUCUUUGGAAUAACAACGGAUAUCCACCAAUGGAGUGAAAUAAAUAAAUUGAGAUUGCCAUUUUGUGCAGUCCAGUUGGCGUGGCACAAUCAAACCAGAUACAUGUUUUCAUUUGGCUAAUUCAAAAGCUAAUGUAAGUACCAUCCGCUUUAAAUGCAUCAAAUAAUACUUUUGGUGUGACUACUUACAUGGCGGGACGAACUCAUAUUUUACGUCAAUACUCUAAAGGUAAAUGAUGCUCUUGCUAGCGUUUCUUUUAAUACGUUUCAUUGCUUUGCAUUAUAAACAUUAAAAUUAUUUAAAAUGUUGGACUGAUAUUCGAUUUAUAGUCUAAUAUAAAUAGGAGAUUUU
This is a messenger RNA of Cydia amplana, 6143 nucleotides long. RefSeq names its product protein held out wings (gene how). The coding region runs from base 183 to 1211 and encodes 342 amino acids. Gene Ontology annotation, biological process: regulation of mRNA splicing, via spliceosome. The transcript has 7 exons. Gene Ontology annotation, molecular function: mRNA binding. The record is from RefSeq and is a predicted model, not a curated record. NCBI's taxonomy places the organism in Eukaryota, Metazoa, Arthropoda, Insecta, Lepidoptera, Tortricidae. Gene Ontology annotation, cellular component: nucleus.